UCCUCGACUUGAUCAGUUAAACCUUGCUGGCAGCAUGAGAGCAGUAUUGUGACUACGGCUUUUUUGAGAAAUACUGCAACCUGGAAUAUCAUGCCUAGCAUUUAAAGUUCUGAAGAGCUUGAACAGAAUUAAAGAGCGCAAUGGGAAAUACUGUGAAAACGGUGAGAGCCUCCGAAGAAACAAGUUUGCCAAGCCAAACAGGUCAGGAGAGUGAUUUCCUUGCUGUCCUCUAUGACUAUCCUUCAGCAGACAUAAGCCAACCUAUAUUUCACAUGGGGGAAAAACUACGUGUGUUAUCAGAUGAAGGAGGCUGGUGGCGAGUUCACUCCCUUACAACAGGUAGAGAAAACUAUAUUCCAGGAAAAUAUGUAGCAAGGGUUUACCAUGGCUGGUUAUUUGAAGGGCUGGGAAGAGAAAAAGCAGAGGAACUUCUACAGCUACCCAACACCAAGGUUGGCUCUUUCAUGAUCAGAGAGAGUGAAACUAGGAAAGGGUUAUAUUCCUUGUCGGUGCGGCACAGACAAGUGAAACAUUACAGGAUCUUCCGCCUUCCAAAUAACUGGUAUUACAUCUCUCCACGGCAAACCUUUCAGUGCCUUGAAGACCUUGUGAAUCACUACUCAGAAGUUGCUGAUGGCCUCUGCUGUGUCCUUACAACACCUUGUCUUACCCAGUGCAGUAACAACAACAGUGUCAUGAAUCAAGUUCCUCCUGUGGUGAUGCGGAAUAAAAACUUCAGCUGGAGAAAUAUUCACAGGCUGGAAGUGACUGAAGAUACUGAGAGCACCCUGGCAGCAAUGGAUGAUUCUUGUCUCAGCUAUGGCCUGAGAGAAAGUAUCGCUUCCUAUCUCUCCUUAACAGGAGAUGACAAUGCUUCUUUUGUAAACGGAAGAAAGAAGAAAGCCCAGUCUCUUAUAUACACAGGGAAUAAACGUAAGAGUACCCUUCACUUGCCACCUACAUACUAUGAAGACUAAAUGCAAGGCAACCUGAGGAAAAAAUCCACAAGUGAGGGGUCAGAAGAGAAAUUCAAAGCAUCCUGUGGUCCUGCUGCCCUUCUACAGCCGAGAGAGACAAGCACACCAGCUGAUGCUGGUAAUGCUUCUGCAUUUCCUCUUCUGAAUGUUAACCAGAGACCUAUUUUGGGUGCUAUCUCGGCCACAGCAUAAGCUGGGAACGUCCUCAGUGCACCUGAAUUCAGAACUUGCUCACAAGCAGGAUAAAUUGAGAUAGACUUUAAGUCAAAAGCCAAGGCAAGAGGCAGAAAACUGCAGAAAAGGUGAUGCCCACCAUUGUUAAAAGGUGAUUGCAUAGGGAAGGACUAACUACAGCUCAAGAACUUAAGUCUUACUCUGCUGUUCUACAUGAGGUUGAAAACCACCUUUACAGAACCUGCUUACAUUGAGCAAAGAAGCCACCUUCUUCUCCAUAUAGAAACAUCCAUUAUUAUUGACAAUGGGUCAGAAAGUUGUCAAUAACUCCAAGAAAAAGCAUAAGAUGCAUUUUCCAAGAAACACUUGAUUAUAUUGACUCCAUACUCUGUAAUUUUUACCCUUUUAGGAGAAAAAAAUUAAGAUCCUUGACUUUCUAAGUGGCAUUUUAACUUUUGGUGAUGGCCUGCAGUGUCACAGAGUGGUCACAAAACUAGGAACCAGUUUAAUUCACUGAGAAAAGCAGUUCUUGCUUUGCCCUGAGCGAGGAGUACACAUGUAUCCAAAAGGAUAACUCAGCUGCUCAUAGUCUAGCAGAUAGACAACAGAAAACUAAGGGGGGGUGUUAAAUGAAAAUGUGGUAACAUCAUGCCUAACUGCAAAGACAGGCUUGCAGAGGUGUGACUUUUUAUGUGUAGAGGACCAGGUUAUAACCUCAUCUCCUGUAGGCACUGCCAUAUUUAUGUAUAAUAUUUAUAUUAAUAGCAGAUUUUAAAAAUAAUUAAACUAAGAAAGCAAAGCAGCAACAGUGGAUGUUAAAGAGUUUUCUGAAUUUAUUGUCUGAACAGAGUUAUGCCAAAUAUUAAUGACACAUUUCAUCCAAUUCCUUAAAGAUUUGUCACUGGGUUAUCUGAAAAUUAGAGAUUUUUCCUAUACAUAUGCAGCCUUUCCUACAUGACAAAGCAGCAGCCAGCACAGUCCUUUGAACCUGACUUGUGAUUUCUUUCUAAACUAAGUAGUCACAUCUUGGGAUGUAAAAUGUUGCAAUCUAUGUUGUCAAGAGGUUUUCAAUUUAAUAUUCCGUCAUACUUUUUUGCACAGAUUUGAGUUACAAAGGUUUGGAGAGGUAGGGAAUUGAGGUGUGUGUAUAUAUAUAUAUAUAUGUAUGUAUGUAUGUAUAUAUUUCCUCUGUAAAUACCUCUUAGCAGAAAUCUGUAUGCUUUUAGAUCUUGUGACAGAUCAUUUGCACUAGCAAGAGACAUUUUGAGACUAAAAUAGUUGAUAGCCUAGUCAAACAUAUUUCAGAACUUAAUGGAUGAAUGUCAUUUGGCAAGGAAACAUUGAAACCACAAAGCAAAACAAACUCAGGAAAUCUAGGCCUUUGUAUGAUCUCAUUACUAUUACUGAUCAUUAAUACAUUACAUUGACUGCUUUUUUUCCAGUGAAAUGUAUAUAUGGGGAGCAUUAGAGAUUUUUAACACUUGUAUUUAUUCAUUAAAAUAAUAUCUAGUAGUUACUUUGCAUUGCUUUUAGAAAAUGGAAAACCUAGUGUGCAACUAGUCCAAACACCCAGUCUUGCCAUGACACUGACAAGGGUCUCUUUGGUGGAACACAACAAAAGAAUCCAAGAGUCCACGUAACCGGGCAGCACUUGGAACAUGCUCUGUAGGAGCAAUGGCAAUAGGUUCACAUAAACACAGACUGGUUCAGGUUGGAAAGGAUCUCUGGAGGUCACCUGGUACAAAAUCCCUACUUGGGCAGUGUCAACUAGAACUGGUUGCACAGGACCAUGUCCAUACAGCUCCAGGGAUUGAGACUCCACAACUUCGCUGGGUAACGUGUGCCAGCACUCACACCCUCAAACUAACAACAUGGGAAGGUGACAAAAACUUAUUAAUUGUGCCAUAAAAGACAGCUGGAUUUCACCAAUGGUUAUGUGAAGUCUGGCCAUUUCUCACAUAUAAUGGAAUGACUAUAUUUGGGACCUUUUAUAGAGAACAAUCUUGCAAGGGCCGACAGCACCAAGGUGAUUCUAUACAAAUCUGAGAUUACCUAAGAAACAACAUCACAAACACCAAACUUUGGUAGGGAUGUAGAAAAACAGACCAAUGGAGAAAAAACAAUCAGAGGUGAUUGGAUUGUUUGAGAAAGAGUGAAGCUAGUAAACACAAAAAAAAAAGAUGGGAAAUGUGGAAAGAAUUGGGAUCUAAAGGGUAGCUAAUCACAGGAUCAGGGAUGUUUAGGCUUCAUGUCAGACAGUCUUGUACCUGAUUGCAGUGCUUUUCAGUAAGGCAUUAAAUUUGCUCUUUCCACCAUGGACUGACCUGCUUCCAUGGCCACAAGGGAUCUGGUGUCUUCCCAGGUGCACAUCUUCUUGUAAAGAAAGUUUUCUACAUCACACCUCUCUGAGUGCUAAAGAAACCGGUAUCAUUAUUCUUUUCUGCAUAACAAGGACCCAAACAAGGAGUAGAAAACUCCUUUUCUUGCAGAAAAGCUGUAUUGCCUCAUGGGAUUUUCCCUCAGAAAAACUUUAUCUGGCACACACUCUCAGUUUCAUUACUCUUAGUCUGUGUGCAUCUCCCCUUUGCAACAGUAAAAGUAAAAAUACUCAAUGAUUUUUGUGUCUUGAAACAAAACCAAGAUGCAUCCCUUUACAGCAGGCCUAGGGGAGAAAUCUGACAAAACCAAGAGUUGCAUUCUUCGUCACUUCAUUAGAGAAAAAAAUAAACAGGAUAAAUAGGACAGUAAUAAGGCGUUUUUCAAGUACAUCAAUAGUAAAAGGAAGACGAAGGGAAAUGUGGGCCUGCUGCUAAACACUUGGUGUUCCCUGGUGACUGAGGAUGCAGAGAAGGCCAAAGUACUGAAUGCAUUCUUUGCUUCAGUCUUUAUGGCCAAGGCUGGCCCUUCAGAAGCCCAGUCCAGCAGGGAUAACAGAAUGGUCUGGACAGCAGAGGAUUUGCCUUGGGUGGAAGAAGAAGAGGUUAAAGACUUGUUGGCCAAGCUUAAGGCUCAUAAAUCAUUGGGUCCUGAUGGGAUGCAUCCUUGAGUGCUGAGGGAGCUGGCUGAUGUGAUUGCUAAGCCUCUCCCCAUCAUUUUUGAACAAUCAUGGAGGGCAGGCAAAGUGCCUGAGGACUGGAGAAAGGCCAAUGUCAAGCCAGUCUGCAAAAAGGGCAGGAAGGGUGACCCAGGAAACUACAGGCCGGUCAGCCUCACCUCCAUCCCUGGAAAAGAGAUGGAACAACUCAUCCUGAAUGUUAUCACUGAACAUAUGAAGGAUAAGAUGGUUAUCAGGGAGAGUUAACAUGGCUUCACCAAGGGGAAAUCCUGUUUGACUAACCUGACACCAAUCUUCUAUGAGUCCAUAACUGACUGGCUAC
Molecule: messenger RNA, 4528 nt
Organism: Colius striatus (speckled mousebird)
Lineage: Eukaryota; Metazoa; Chordata; Aves; Coliiformes; Coliidae
Gene: SLA
Product: Src like adaptor
Exons: 8
Coding region: 141-977 (278 amino acids)
Molecular function (GO): protein binding
Source: RefSeq, a predicted model, not a curated record